This is a messenger RNA of Lycium barbarum (goji berry), 3573 nucleotides long. RefSeq names its product ABC transporter B family member 9-like. Gene Ontology annotation, cellular component: membrane. Gene Ontology annotation, biological process: transmembrane transport. The coding region runs from base 1 to 3573 and encodes 1190 amino acids. The record is from RefSeq and is a predicted model, not a curated record. Gene Ontology annotation, molecular function: ATP hydrolysis activity; ABC-type transporter activity; ATP binding. NCBI's taxonomy places the organism in Eukaryota, Viridiplantae, Streptophyta, Magnoliopsida, Solanales, Solanaceae. The transcript is spliced from 11 exons.
AUGGCAGGAGGAAGAGAGGAGAAAGUUCCAUUUUAUGUGCUUUUUGCAUUUGCAGACAGAAAUGAUGUAAUUUUAAUGUUGUUGGGAACGAUGGCGGCUGUUGCUUCUGGGAUUUCAAAGCCAUUGAUGUCUCUUAUAUUUGGUGACCUUGUUAACUCGUAUGGCAAAUCUGAUCAAAACAACAUUCUUGAUCAAGUUUCUGGGUUUAACUCUUCUAAGUCUUAUUUAACCAUUUCAGAGGUAGCAUGUUGGAUGGUCACCGGAGAACGACAAGCGACUCGAAUAAAAUGCUUAUACUUGAAAACAAUCUUAAGACAGGAUAUUGCAUUCUUCGAUACUCAAGGAGCAACGGGGGAAUUUAUUGAAAGAAUGUCGGGAGACACUAUCCUAGUUCAAGAAGCCAUGGGUGACAAGGUUGCUUCUUUCACAGGAGAGAAUUUGGCAAUAGAAGAAUAUAAUAAUAAGCUGGAAAAUGCUCAAAGCGCUAGCGCUACUGUCAAACAAGCGUUGGCUUCAGGACUCAGACUUGGCACGAUACUAAUGCUUAUCUUCUUUAGUUAUGGACUUUGCAUAUGGUAUGGAGCUAAAUUGAUCAUAGAUAAAGAUUACAAAGGUGGCGACAUUAUAAGUGUAAUUUUCGCUGUUAUGCUAGGUGGAGGUUCACUAGGUCAAGCAGCUCCGAGUUUGCCCACAUUUUCAGCGGGCCAGGCUGCAGCAUACAAGAUAUUCGAGACUAUUAAACGUACACUGAAAAUAGAUUCAUAUGAUCCUAGUGGGAUUCUAAUGGAAGAUAUUAAAGGGGAAAUUGAGCUGAAAGAUGUGUGCUUCAAGUAUCUAGCAAGACCCGACGUGCAAAUAUUUUCUGGAUUCUCGUUAUAUAUUCCUAGUGGUAAAACAGCAGCCUUAGUUGGGCAAAGUGGAAGCGGAAAAUCAACGGUUAUUAGUCUGCUAGAGAGAUUCUAUGACCCCGAUGCUGGUGAAGUACUUGUAGACGGAGUUGAUAUUAAGAAAUUUCAACUCAAGUGGUUGAGGCAGCAAAUGGGGCUAGUAAGUCAAGAGCCCGUCUUAUUCCAAACUACUAUUAGGGAAAAUAUAAUGUAUGGGAAAGAAAAUGCCAGUGAGGACGAGAUCAGAACGGCGAUCAAGCUCGCUAAUGCAGCUAAAUUUAUUGACAAGCUUCCGAAGGGGCUGGACACAGUGGUCGGUGGGCAUGGUUCUCAGAUAUCUGGUGGACAAAAGCAAAGAAUCGCCAUCGCGAGGGCCAUUUUGAAAGAUCCAAGAAUUCUUCUACUAGACGAAGCGACUAGUGCUUUGGAUGUGGAAUCGGAACGCAUUGUACAAGAUGCUCUAAGUAAUAUUAUGGUACAUAGGACGACUGUGGUUGUUGCCCAUCGCUUGACGACCAUUAGAAAUGCUGAUAUCAUCGCAGUAGUGCAUGUCGGGAAAUUGGUUGAACAAGGAACACAUGAUGAGUUGAUCAAAGAUCCUGACGGAGCAUAUUCUCAACUUGUUCAAAUGCAGCAAAAGAACAAACCCAUCGAGAACACCAAAGGAAAAGAAAUUGAGGACUCGAAUCCACAAAAACGUCUGAGUUACUCGAAGAACAUUUCUGGUAGGAGUCGGAGAUUCUCUAUUUCAGGUAGUAGGAAGUUUGCGAGCAAAGGAUCGAGCAGUAGAUUUUCCUUAGCGUAUGACUUGGGAGUUACUGGAGUCAUUGAUUUCCAUGGAAGUAUCAGAAGGGAUGAUAAUGCUGAAAACAGUGAGUAUGUUGUAGAUAGUAAGAAAAACGUUUCUGCUCGAAAGCUAAUGUCACUUGCAUAUCUAAAUAAGCCCGAGAUUCCCAUAAUAGUAGUGGGAACCGUAGCUGCUGCCAUAAAUGGUAUGAUUUUCCCUGUAUUCGGUCUUCUGGUAUCGACGAUUAUUAAAAUCUUUUAUGAAUCACAUCACGAGCUUCGAAAGGAUUCUCGAUUUUGGUCUCUGAUGUUUGUGGUUAUCGGAAUUGUUGUCAUGAUUGUUUCGCCUUUGCAAAGUUAUGCAUUUGGUGUUGCUGGUGCAAAAUUGAUCCAACGAAUACGUUCCAUGACGUUUGCCAAGUUGGUGUACCAAGAGAUUAGUUGGUUCGACGACCCUGCAAACUCAAGAAUGAUUUUUUGGUUAGUUUUUGAAGACGAGACUGGUGCAAGACUAUCUAGUGAUGCUUCGACUAUCCGGAAUAUGGUGGGAGACGCAUUAGCAACGAUAGUUCAAAAUGUUUCCACUGUUGUAACUGGAAUAGUGAUAGCUAUUAUAGCGAAUUGGAUUCUUGCACUUAUAACACUCGCGAUAAUGCCUCUUCUAGUUGUGGGGUACAUACAGAUCAAACUUUUGCAAGAGUCGAAUCCUGAUGCCGAGUUAAUGAAUGAAGAAGCAAGUCAAGUUGCAAAUGAUGCUAUUGGGAGCAUUACAACUGUCUCAUCGUUUUGUUCGGAAGAGAAAGUGAUGGAAAUGUAUCAAAGGAAAUCGGAAGGUCCUUUGAAACGAGGAGUGAAAACCGGACUUGUUAGUGGAGUUGGUAUAGGCUUCAGUAAUUUCGUGCUGUUCUGCCUUUACGCGUUAUCAUUCUACCUUGGAGCCAUUCUCGUGAAGCAUGACAAAGCAAAAUUUUCAGAAGUCUUUAAGGUCUUUUUUGCUUUAACGAUGGCAUCGGUUGGGCUUUCUGUUCUUAGCAACCUUCCCUCUGAUCUGAGUAAAAGUAAAGGAGCUGCUGCAUCAAUAUUUGAAAUACUCGAGAGCAAACCGAGAAUUGAUUCAAGUAACAGUGAGGGGAUCAAAUUAGAUGUUAUCGUAGGCAAUAUCGAACUCCAGCAUAUUAGCUUUAAAUACCCCACAAGACCGGACAUGCAAAUCUUCAGAGACUUGAGCUUGAGCAUAGAACAUGAACUCGACAAAACAGUUGCGCUCGUAGGAGAAAGUGGUUCCGGGAAGUCAACGGUGAUAAGCCUGCUCGAACGAUUUUAUGAUCCCGAUCAAGGUAACAUAUAUCUCGACGGAGUCGAAAUCAGGAAGUUAAAUUUAAGGUGGUUGAGGCAACAAAUGGGAUUGGUAGGUCAAGAGCCAAUACUAUUCAAUGAAACAAUAAGUUCUAAUAUUGCUUAUGGUAGACAAGGAGAAGUAACAGAGGAAGAGAUCAUUUCAGUCGCAAAGGCAUCAAAUGCACAUAACUUCAUAUCUUCAUUGCCUAAUGGUUAUAAAACCACAGUUGGAGAAAGAGGGCUUCAAUUAUUCGGUGGUCAAAAGCAAAGAAUCGCGAUCGCGAGGGCCAUACUAAAGGAUCCGAAAAUACUUCUGCUCGAUGAGGCGACUAGCGCGCUUGAUACAGAGUCGAAACGUAUCGGGCAAGAAGCGUUGGAUCGAGUGAUGGUGAAUAGGACGACCGUCGUCAUUGCGCAUCGGAUGACCACGGUUAAAAAUGCUGAUGUUAUUGCAGUAUUUCAAAAUGGUGUUGUUGCUGAAAAAGGAACACAUGAUGUGCUCUUGAACACUCCUCAAGGGAUAUAUGCUUCUUUGGUUGCACUUCAAUCAGGAUCAACUUAA